AUGGAAAAUGCAUCUCAUGAAAAUGACAUUACCCUUACAGCACUCCAGGUCAUAGGAAGCAAUAAGCACAUAUACUUCUUUGUUGCAUUAAUAUCAUAUUUGUUAAUCAUUAUGUUUAAUUGUUCAGUAAUAUUUCUAAUUUUUGUGGAAAAAAACUUGCAUGAGCCCAUGUAUAUUUUCCUCUGCAAUUUACUCUUUUGUGAGCUCAUUGGAGCUUCAAGUUUUUAUAUUAAAUUUAUGUUUGACCUUAAAACUAACAAUCAGGUGAUUUCUCUUUCUGCUUGUCUCACUCAAGUUUUUUUUAUUUAUGUUUAUGUUUCAGCUGAAAUAUCAAUUUUGACAGUCAUGGCACAUGACAGAUACGUUGCAAUAAAUUUCCCUUUACAUUAUAUCACUAUCAUUUCAACCAGAAAAGCACAAAUGUUAAUUUCUGUUGCCUGGGUGUACUCAAUAUCUGUGAUAAUUAUGGGAGUCAUUUUAGCUGCUCGCCUUCCUUUAUGUGGCAAUCAGAUUGACACGGUGUACUGCAGCAAUUGGGAAAUUGUUAAGCUGUCAUGUGUAGAAACUAAUUCCAAUAGUGUUUAUGGAUUACUGGUAAUUUGUUCAUUUGUUAUACCUUUCAUUUUCAUUCUCUAUUCCUACAUUAAAAUUCUCAGUGUAUGUAGACUUAAUUUAAGGAGGGCAUUAAAUGCCUUGACUUUGAUUGCUUCUAUAGAAUUUUUAACUCUUCCCCCUCUUCUAAAUCCAUUAGUGUAUGGUAUCAUCUUACCUGAGAUACGGAAAAGAGUUAUUUACAUGAUUUUCUGUAAAAGGAAACAAGUAAGAGUUAGAUGAUGUGGUUUAUUAUAAAUGAAAAGUGGAAAUGAUGAUCUAACAAAAAUAGUUUAGUUUUAGUAGAAAUACAUAAAAUCAUAAAAAUCAGUUCUGAAUAAUUAUUACAAACAUCUGUUGAUUUUCUUGCCAGCUUAUCCAUUUUGGGGUUGUGGGGAUCCAGUGACUACUUUGUGAGCACGGGGUACAAAGUGGGAUCAAGCCCUGGAUGAACCACCAGCCCACUCACUCACUAUAUCCCAUCAUUGACAUCACUGGAGUUGUUCUUCCCAUUUGAGAAGUAACUUAUAGAAAAGAGUUACACAGUCUGUCAGACAUUAAUCCACAAUAAAUGGAGAGCAAUUGAUUGAUAUACAGCAACAGGUAUUAGAAAAUAUUUGAUAAAAAAAGAGAGGGUUUCUAAUUUUC
Molecule: messenger RNA, 1239 nt
Organism: Erpetoichthys calabaricus (reedfish)
Lineage: Eukaryota; Metazoa; Chordata; Cladistia; Polypteriformes; Polypteridae
Product: olfactory receptor 1468-like
Exons: 2
Coding region: 1-834 (277 amino acids)
Biological process (GO): G protein-coupled receptor signaling pathway
Cellular component (GO): membrane
Molecular function (GO): olfactory receptor activity; G protein-coupled receptor activity
Source: RefSeq, a predicted model, not a curated record